Mycena citricolor is the source of this 2903-nucleotide messenger RNA. The record is from the annotation of a GenBank genome assembly. Lineage: Eukaryota; Fungi; Basidiomycota; Agaricomycetes; Agaricales; Mycenaceae.
UAGGACAUCUAUGUUCUGGGGCCGUUGUCUUUCUCCUUGUCCUUAACCAUCAGUCGACCUCAGGUGUUAGCUGCCUGUUGAUCAAAGUCAGGUCUAGAAUCUUCCCUCCAACCCAAGCUGCGUGAGAGAUUUGCGGACUUGUUAUCUGCCCACGCGUGUAUCCACCAUGAAUGGACUUGCAACGACCCGUAGCGCCGCAGGAGGCUCUCAAUCCAACGAGGACGAGGAGCUGAAACCGUACGUCCUCAUGAACGAGAUUGGGAAGGGUAGUUUUGCGACAGUCUACAAAGGGUACCAUGAGGUCAAUCACCAGACUGUGGCUAUCAAGACUGUGAUACGCCAAAAGCUAUCCACGAAGCUGUUUGAGAACCUGCAGAGCGAAAUCCAGAUCCUCAAGACCAUUUCCCAUCGCCAUAUCACGAAGCUCAUUGAUAUCGUGCGGACCGAUCGUAACAUAUAUCUUAUCAUGGAGUACUGCUCCGGUGGCGAUCUGACGAACUAUAUCAAGAAGCGCGGGAGAGUAGAGAGCCUGGAGUACGUGCCUUCGCCAGGUGCUGCGCCUCAAUACUACCCUCAUCCCCGCACCGGCGGCUUGGACGAGAUCGUCGUGCGCAGCUUCCUGCGCCAACUUGCCCGAGCGCUCAAGUUCCUCCGCACACGCAAUCUCAUUCAUCGAGACAUCAAGCCUCAGAACCUUCUCCUGAAUCCCGCACCACCAGAAGAGCUCGCGCGUGGCCAUCCUCUCGGCGUCCCCAUUCUCAAAGUCGCUGACUUUGGAUUUGCACGUUCGCUUCCGAACGCUAUGAUGGCAGAGACGUUGUGCGGUUCUCCAUUAUAUAUGGCACCGGAAAUCUUGCGGUAUGAGAAGUACGACGCGAAGGCCGACUUGUGGUCCGUCGGUGCUGUUCUGUUCGAGAUGGCCGUUGGCCGAGCGCCAUUCCGUGCUCAGAAUCAUCUCGAGCUCUUGAAGAAAAUCGAGCAAUCGAAGGGCAUCCGGUUCCCUGAUGAAGACCCAAGUUCUAAGUCAUCGCGCAGCGGAGCGGGAGGGGGCGAGGACCUGCCCGUGCCCAUGGACGUGAAGAAGCUCAUCCGGAUCCUCCUCAAGCAGAAUCCAGCCGAGCGAGCGAGCUUUGAGGGGUUCUUUGGGAGCACAGCUUUGGCCAAAUCCAAGUUUCCUCGACCUUCCGAGACGUCGUUAUCGACCUCGGCGACCGAGGAUGGGGUCGUUCCAGCGCACCAUCUUAUCAUUCCGCCGGAAGUAUUGGAUCCCAAUGCCAUGAUUCCGCCCAGCAAGUUCAAUUUCCGGGACGUUCGAAUGAAUGCUGCAUCAGCAUCAUCUCCAGGGGCUGGCCCGUCGGCUCCUCCACAAGCAAGGCGACCGUCGUUCCCCACCAAUAAUUCUCCGAAACGGAUUCCGCGGCCUCUGGGGGCGGAGUCUUCGAUCAUUCCCGGGGAAACGGAAGAAGAUGGGAAGCUCCGGCGGGAAUAUGUCAUGGUGGGCGAUACUCGAGCUGUCGAAUUCAAUCGUGUGGUCGAUGAGCUGAAAAUCGUUCCCCGCAAACCUCUCCAAGACGUGCGGAUUCCUCCGACGCCAUCUGCUGAGGAAUACCCCGAGUACCCGACAUCCUUCCCCCCGGCGCCGAUUCCAGGGGCGCCGAUUAGCAUGCCGACGCCUUUGUCGUCCUCGCCUUCCAGCAUGGCUUCGCGUGCAGCAGCCCACGCACUGAAUCGGGCCCUCAGCAUGGCAUCAAAGAAGUUGUUCGGAACGCCCACUACAGUUCAUCGCCGGUCCAUGUCGCUGAAAGACAACAGUGCACCGCCAUCACCACGGCGCAACAUCAUCGCGCUUGACAGCGAAGGGCAGCGGGACCCACUUGAGGAUGACCUGCUGGGAUCGCUCGAGCAGGUGGCGCAGAAGACGUUCGUGCUCACCAACUGGGCUGACGAGAUGUAUGAAUACGUCAAGGCCAUCCCACAGAAACCACUACCGGAUCCCACAAAAUUCGCGCAGAAGGACGGCGAAGGGGACAAGCAUGCCCGGAAACGCAGACACGCAGACAUGGAAGCAGAGUACAACGCCGUGACAUGCGUGGCUGUCUAUAUGCUGUUGAUGGAGUUUUGCCAGCGUGGAAUCAACCAGCUGAGGAAUCACCAAGAGCACAUGAAAAUGCGUCAUCCGGAGGAGGACUUCGUUGUGAGUGAAGGAUUCGACGAUGCUCUCACGUGGUUCAAGGACCAGUUCGUCAAGUGCUACGAGCGGACGACGAUGGUCAAGGCGUGGCUUCCGGCCCAGUACGAUGGACCCAAGAGCUGGAUCGACCAGCUCGUGUAUGAGCGAGCCUUGCUGCUGAGUCGCACAGCUGCGCGCAAAGAGCUUCUUGACCAGGCAACGAGCCCAGACGAAUGCGAGAAACUGUACGAAGAGAGUCUGUGGUGUCUGUACGCCCUGCAGGACGACCUGCUGCAGACCGGGAAUCCGUUUAUGGAGGAAGAUCGCACUACCAUUGACACCUGGAUCAAACGCACGAAACUGCGUCUGCUGCGAUGUCGACAUCGGAUGAAACUUACCCAUCAGGAACGGCUCAGCGAUGCUCGCGCGGACAACAACCUCGCCGACGUGCCUCGCAUUCCGGCGCCCUGGGAUGUGAAGCCUCCUACAGACGCGUCGAGUGAUGCCACUGAAUAAAGAGAAUCUGCGUCUUCGCCCUAGACGGCCGUGUCUGACUCUAUCUAUCAUCUAUGGAUCAUCCAUCAUCUCUCAUCCGCAUUUGUAUUCUUCGAGUGGUUGCAUAGCUAGCUGUACCAGUACCCAUAAAUAUUACCUGUAUUUGUCGUAAUCUGAUUUCUGGCCGCAGUCUGGGAACCUUUUCCGUUCCAUGCGUUGCUCAAGGUUUAAGCCUGGA